This is a messenger RNA of Beta vulgaris subsp. vulgaris (sugar beet), 2700 nucleotides long. RefSeq lists its product as hypothetical. The record is from RefSeq and is a predicted model, not a curated record. Lineage: Eukaryota; Viridiplantae; Streptophyta; Magnoliopsida; Caryophyllales; Amaranthaceae. Bases 1456 to 2493 code for a protein of 345 amino acids. The transcript has 4 exons.
AUUCUGAGGAAAUUGGACAGAUAUGAAGUUGUAACUGCUGAGAAAGGUCUACUACAAGUGUUAAAUGUGGUGCUACCAGGAAGUUAUGACUUAUGAUGGCAUACAUGCAUGUCAUUUUGUAUAUUUUUUUCCCUAACUUGUAUUUUUUUUGGACCUAUACUUCAGCAUUAUAAUGAGAAGCAGAAGAAGUGCAACUUCACAGGAAGCUCAGGUCUUAACUAUGCAGUAAUGAGGCAGAUUCAACCAGUAAAUUAAUCUCUGAAGUGGAGAAGGCUACAUGAAGAAACUUUGAGUAAUUUCUUAUUACUUUGUCAUAUUAUUCAUCUUUGUCCUAUAGAUAUCUCAUUUUAUCUUCUUUACUAUAUGCUUCUUUUUCUCAAGUAAAAUGAAAUGACUAACAAGGAAUAUAUUCAAAAAAAGUUACUUAUAUACUUGUUUCAAUAUUGAUAAAGGUUAUAUGAAUGACUUAUUUUUCCUUGAUUUCCAUUAUUUAAGUUUCUUGAUUUAACUCUGUAAAAACGUUUUUCCUAGCACCAAAACUGCAUAUCUUUUUUUCCUUGUUUUCAUGAUUUCAGUUUCCUCUUUGUGGAAAGGUAAAUUUGUUAAUAAUUUUUCUUAAUAAGUAAUUGUAUGACCAAAGUAACUUGUUUUGAUGCUAAUAUAUGACAUGCCUUUACUAAAAAAAAGUAGAAUAAUGGAAACAUCAAGAAACUUUUUUCCUGAAAUUUCAGUCCCAUGUUUUAUUUUAGACUGAGAGGGGUUCCAAUAAGUUCUCUUCAUCUUAUAAAAUAAGUUUCAGGUCCAAUAAGUUCAUAUUAGGUGUGAUCAGGUCUAACACAACACUCAAAUAUAAGUUCCGAUAAGGGUCAAUCAAGUCUAAUAAAUUCAGUUCAGAUAACUUUAGGUUUUUUCAGGUGAAGAGAACGCACCUUAAAUGAUAAGCAGAAAGGAAAAACAAAUUAACAAGAAAAUGAGCAAAUUGGAUGGCAAAAUGAGGGGAAAAUAAAGGAAAAUAGGGUCACUAAAACUCAUGUGUCAAUAAACUUGCAAGUCAACGCAGGAAAAAAAAUAAAAUCAAACCUUACAUUUACAGUUUUUGCUACAUAAAAUACUUUCUAAAGUAUUUAUCUCAAAAAAACCAUCUUAUAUGGUAAUUUUGACAAAUUUUCCUUAAUGUGAAAGUAAAGUAUGGAUUUUCCUACCACCAAAAAUUGCAUUAUCCUUUAUUUUCCAGGAUCUCCUAGUUCUUUGAAUCUCACUUUAGUAUAAAAGUAAAAUCUUACUAGGUUAUUAUCAAAUAAGGCAACUUUUUUUGAUAUCAGGAUUGAUUUUUGUGUUUAAUGCCUCAUAAUUUUUGCUCUAGUAUAAAAUGGUUUGUCAAUUUUGUAAGUUUCUUUGAGAUAAAUAGUUCAUGUUUGUGUAGACUGAUUAAGAAAUCAUAAGUGUAUUGCAGAAAUGUUAAUUGCAGUAAUUGUGAGUGUUGUUGUGGUUGGAGGAAUAUAUCAGUUGAUAAAGCCACCUCCUUCAAGAAGAUGUGGGAUAACUAAUGGUCCUCCUGUUACUUCACCUAGAAUCAGACUGAGUGAUGGAAGGUAUUUGGCUUACAAGGUCCGAGGAGCACCUAAAGAAAGUGCAAAAUACAAAGUCAUUAUAAAUCAUGGUUUUUUUGCAUCAAAAGACACUUAUAUACCUGUGUCAGAUGAGUGGUUGCAAGAAUUGGGCAUCUUUCUUGUUACAUUCGACAGACCAGGAUACGUCGAAAGUGAUCCAAAUCCUUGUCGCUCACCAAAGAAUGAUGCUCUUGAUAUUGAAGAACUUGCUGAUCAACUAGAGUUUGGCUUGAAGUUUUUUGUCAUUGGAGUUUCAAUGGGUUCUUACCCUGCUUGGGGUUGCCUCAAAUACAUACCUCACCGGCUUGCAGGAGUGGCAUUUGUAGCUCCAGUGAUCAACUACUGGUGGCCUUCGCUUUCUUCUGAUAUAUGCAGCAAAGCAUUUAGUAGAAUGCCUUUGCUGGAGCAAUGGAGACACCGGUUGAUCCACUAUUUCCCUAGAUUAGCAUGGUCGAUACAGCGAUGGUUAUCUUUCCCUACAAUGCACUCUAUUAUGAAGAACAACCCUAAGACUUUCAACAAGAACGACUUUGAUGUCAUGGAACUCUUGUCACAAGUACCCGCUCCUGAUAAGGGCAAGAUAGACCAGCAAGGUGCAUACGAGUCCAUGUACCGAGACUUUGUAAUCUGCUUCGGUUCCUGGGACUUCAACCCAUUGGAACUCACCAACCCAUUUCCUGAAAACAGCAGCAGCUCAGUUCACCUAUGGAUGGGACGCGAAGAUGGGGUUGUUGCAAGAGACCUACUGCACCAGGUUGCACAAAGACUGCCUUGGAUCCGCACCCAUGAAGUUCCAUAUGCUGGCCAUCUUUUCCUACAUGACAAAACUCUGUGUGAAAUGAUGUUAAAGUCACUUGUGCUUGGAGGAAACACUCCAUUUUGAGUGCAUACUUAUCUAUCAUAUAUUGAUAGUGUUGAAAGAUUAGUAGCUUGUUAAGAUUUGUGCCUGUUUUGUUGUUGGACAUUUUGAUUUAGUAAUCUUUCUUAUCCUCCCUCCGAUUGCACCAGUGUUUUACGUGGGGAUAUUAUAUUAUGCGAAAGCAACUUGAAUUCUUACUUGUUUAGUGAAUCCACAAAUUUCAUUUUGAUA